Molecule: messenger RNA, 5455 nt
Organism: Scatophagus argus
Lineage: Eukaryota; Metazoa; Chordata; Actinopteri; Scatophagidae
Gene: trak2
Product: trafficking protein, kinesin binding 2
Exons: 17
Coding region: 279-3338 (1019 amino acids)
Biological process (GO): anterograde axonal transport of mitochondrion; neurogenesis
Cellular component (GO): dendrite
Molecular function (GO): GABA receptor binding
Source: RefSeq, a predicted model, not a curated record
GAGCUGCGUGUCGCACGUUGAUGACUCAUAGGUGUUUGCCAUCUCGCUCCCUUACCCUCUAUUGUUUGAGGUUCUGGUGAAGGGAUUGACAGACACCGCAUGUAGCACCGGAAUUGCCCAUGUUGUGGAAUAACAUUGACAUAGGGUAAAGGUGUGUGCAGGCACCACCCAUAAAUGCAGGAGCAGGAUGUGAUGGCACAGGCCUAGCUGUUCCCAUUUUUUGUCCAGCUUUGUGUUUGCGAGUAGGGAGGGACCCCCUCCUGCUCCAAGGACAAGAGAUGUUUGAAGCCAAACCCCGGGCGGUGGAGAAGAAAGAGUCGAGCACAGAGACAGAUGAGGGGCUGGGCAGCAGUGGGAAGCACUAUGGCUCGGGCUCACUGGGCUCUGGCUCGGCCGGCUCCGUCUACCUGUCAGACAGCCAGGACUGGGUGAUCUCCCCAAGCUGCUCUCCAGACGAUGGCCCAGGCCAACACAGUGCCAUCUCCCCCGUGCUGGCCGAGGAGACUUUCCGCUACAUGACAUAUCUUGCUUUGGAGCCCUCUUCUUAUUCCCACCCUGGCUCUCAGAGCCUCUCCAAAGUCCUCAGUGCUGAUCGCGUGGAACAAAUGACCAAGACCUACAAUGACAUGGACGUGGUCACACAACUUUUGGCUGAGCGGGACAGAGACUUGGAGCUGGCAGCUCGAAUCGGUCAGUCGCUUCUGCAGAGAAACCAUCUGCUGCAGGAACGCAACGAGGCCAUAGAGGAGCAGCUCGCACAGGCCCUGGACCAGGUUCACCAGCUACAGCAUGAGCUCAGUAAGAAGGAUGAGUUGCUGCGGAUGGUGGCCAGCGCCUCGGAGGAGAGCGAGACCGACUCGAGUGUUUCCACGCCGCUAAGGCAGCCUCUCCCACCAGGGGGAACCACCGCCGCGGCAGCACUCAGCCAGCUGGAGUCUCUGCAGAGCAAGCUGCAGGAGCUGGAGGAGGAGAACGUGGCACUGAGGUCUGAGGCACGUCAGCUGAAGCAUGACACCAUCACCUAUGAGGAGAAGGAGCAGCAGCUAGUGAGCGACUGCGUGAAGGAGCUCCGCGAGUCCAACAGCCAGAUGUUGUCCCUGACAGAUGAGCUGUCUCAGAAGAACGAGGAGCUGCUCAGACACCAGGAGGAGAUCGCUCAGCUGCUCUCUCAGAUAGUGGAGCUGCAGCACCGAGUGAAGGAGCUGGCUCUGGAGAAAGAGGAGCUGAGGAUCCACCUGCAGGCCUCUAAAGACGCUCAGAGGCAGCUCACAGCAGAGCUGAACGAGCUGGCGGACAGGAAUGCUGAGUGUGUAGAGAUGCUCCAUGAAUCCCAGGAGGAGAUCAAAGAUCUCCGCAAUAAAAACACUCCCUCUGCUGGGAUGCGAAGGCACCUUUCCUACGGCCUCUACCCCAUGGACUCUCUGGCUGCAGAAAUCGAGGGCACCAUGAGGAGAGAACUGAGUGUAGAGGAAUCGACCGCCUUUCAGGACCAAAGAAUAUCCCAUAAGCGAGUCUUCCAAACAGUCCGUGCCAUCAACGCCUCAGCAUCACGAGCAGCUUCAGCCACCCCUCCUAUCCCCGGCUCAGGGCACAGCUCUCUAGUGAUGACUGCACAGCCCUUCCAGUCCAGUCAGGGGGAGGAGGUGCAACUGGGCCAACCUGGCUGUCCAGGAGGAAACGACCUGACCAGGGCCCUCCAUCGCCUCUCGCUGCGACGACAGAACUUCCUGAGCGAGCGUCACUUCUUCCAGGCGGAGCGCGAGAGGAAACUGCAGACGCUGGCUGACGAGGAGGCCAGCGAGUGCAGCUCGCCCAUGGGCAGCCACCUCUCCUCUUUCACCAACCUGUCGGAGCUCUCCUUCAGCUCCAGCGUUUUCAAAACCUUCCUGCCCGAGAAGCUCCAGAUCGUCAAGCCCAUGGAAGGCUCACUGACACUCCAUCACUGGCAGCAGCUGGCCAAACCACACCUUGCCACCAUCUUGGACCCCCACCCUGGGGUGGUGACCAAAGGUUUUUGCCCGUUGGCUCAGGAUGCUGUCUACCGCCUAUCUGACAUGGAGGAGGAUGAGGAGGAUGGAGAGCACAGUGGCAUUGGUGUCCUGGAGAAGGGUGCUGCAGAGCAGGGCAAGGAAGAGGAGGAUGAGGAAGAGGAGGAAGGUGGGAUCACCUUCAAAGUGCGCUUUUCGUCUACGCCAGAGGAGAGGAAAGACAGGAAGAAUUCGGUGCCCCCUGUCCCUGUCCCGCCCCUCUCGUGCGCCCUGCCGACAUUACCCGCAACACUUGCCACUUCCUCCACGGUCACAUCAACCCUAUGCCUGACCCCCACAACACAUCACGUCACUGAGAAGUGCAGCCUAUCAUCUCAACCCAUUCCAGGAGUAAGCACAACAAUGAUCCAAGGUCUGAUUUGCAGCUCGACAUCAACAACAGCAUCUUCCUCCGUCCAAAAUCCAGGAAAAUGUCAGAGCUCCACUUUCUCCACCUACACCUUCACGACCUGUCGCAUCAUGCACCCCAGUGACAUCACACAGGUUACCGCAAGUUCUCAGUCGUCGCUCUUGGCCAACACACCCAGUUCCAUGAGGACAGGUCCCAGUACCCCCUUGACUCCUUGCAGACUGAGUGUGGGUGACUCCUUUCCCCCUCAACGUCCCCCUGCGCCACCUAGUGGCCUGACUAGGCUGGUCCUUGAGAGAGGCAUUUCUGCUCAAGUUUCCACUGACACCCCCCCUUCAUCCCCGAAGCCCACACUUCGGCAGCCCCUGUUCCGCCUCCUCCCAAGCACACCUCCUAACUCCCCCUCUCAUUCCCCUCCUCCAUCCCCAGUGCCCAAGGAGUCCCGCCAGCACCCAACAAUUGACAAUUUCCUAGCCUCGCGGCCGGCCGAGCUUUUUCUCCAGGAUGUUUACGGGUUGAAUUUGGGCCGUGCGCCACAUCCCGACCUGCCGAGCUCUUCCCAAGAAACCCCAGCGCUUGUCCCAUCCCCUAAGCCAGGCACAACCAGACCAGAACCACUUAACGUCGGCCUAAUGGAGAGGCUGCGGCGGCUGGGAUUCACCAAGGUGCUCCAGGGUGCAGAAUCUGAAGCUUCAGUGCCACGCCAAGAUUCUGCUACUUUUGUGUCAGCAGGCGGAGGAAGCCUAUUAGACGGCCUGAGGCGCAACCAGAGCCUCCCAGCCAUGAUUGGUGCCCGAGCAGGAAAGUCAUCCUCUAACCCAACACCUCCUCCUCACCCCACCUCCUUGGCCCUCCCCCCGCCACCCUGGGGAAACCUCAAAGAACGUCGUCGACAUCUUGCCUCUGUCUCCCAUGUCCCGUCAAGUUUGGCCAAACACUAAGGGGAGGUGAUGUUUGGGCACACAGUCCAGAAGAUGAACCCCUCCUUUUACACCUCCAUCCUCUUCUUCCUCCCCUCAUCUCUCCUCCUUUCUGCCUUUGGAGAGAGGAGUCAGGGCAUCUGUUGGGCAGAACAAUCCCUCCCUUUUCUGACUUUUAAAGCACAAUUAAACUAAACUGACUGUUUUUAGUGAUACCGCAGUGUCUGCGCUUGUUGAUGUUUGCCAUGAUGCGAGAUAUCAAGGCCUUAGCUUGCGUCUGAGUGGGUUAUUCAGCUCCUGCUACCUUCUCAGCUGUGUAUGAAUCUUAAUUAGGUUAUGUAGUUUUCCUGUGGAGCUCUGGAUGUUCAGGUACAGGCAGAGGGGGUGAUGGAAGGACAGUGUGUAAGUGAACAAAGGUUUGAGGAUGUGGAUUAGAAAAGAACAAGAGUUCAGAUGAAGGCAUGGAAGGAAGGGAGAGUGUGGUCUUAGCAUGUUUAUUCUUAUCAGAAGAGGAAGUAAGUGAAAGGCAAAGAGCGAAGGUCUGAGCAUCCAGAAUCUGUUUCAAGGGCUUGCGUAGUGGGUUGGAAAAGCUUUAGUCUGUAGUAGAACAGUAUCAUCUGUAAAUCUAAACUUUUACAGUCAGAAGAGAAGGGAUUCAAAAUGCUUUCAUCACUGACUAGAAGACUUUAAGUGCUAGCUGGAUUGACAACGUACUGCCAGGCUAAUUUUGUAGUCCGACCAGGCUGUUAACAUGCCAGUAUUAAUAUUCUAAUGAUUUUACAGUAGUCCAUUGUUGCACGGUUGUCUGGUGACAUCCAUGUGCCGUGUCCCCUUCUCCCGCCUCUUGCAAGCGUCUGCAUGACUCAAAGCGACCUUGCCCACGGGUCCCAGCAUGCACCUGUCGGCAGACUGGUGGGGCCAGGCUGAAGGCGAGGUCCGAACCACAUCAGACGCCAGACAAAUGGGAAAAAAAAAAAAAAAAGAGAGAAAAGGCUGCCUUUUCCUUCAGGUCCUUGUGUUUUGUGUGUUUUUAUUGGUAUGAGGCCUUACGUAGAAGCCAGCACUGUUAUGACUUGUGUUCCUGUGAAGCCACGUUUGUAUAUAUGAGUUGCACUCAGUGGGAUUUGGAGGUUGACUUUGCGUGUUCAUUCGAGGAUCACUUCUUCAUUGGAAACAUUUCACCACGGCCUUGGGAGCAAAUUUUAUUCGUUUUCGGCCACCACCCUUUAUCUCAGGCUCGUGGGAUGUUCAGGUUCAAUUUGUUGAGAGGGAAACAACCAUUGACACGUUUUUUGAGUCGUGUAUUACAUCCAGGUUUAUUAUAGGUGGUGGUUUUUUAUGUGGUUAAAAUAUAUCUUGGGGUUAUCUCAAGUUCACACACUGGCCAGCAGGUAGGAGUGUUCCUGUAGGAGAACAUAUCAACGUUCAUCCUGCGUACCACUUUGUAAUGUGUUAUUUAGAUACGAGGAAGCGUGAAGCCGUGUGCUCGAUCCCUUUGACCUGCUGCUGCCCCUAACAUUCAUUAGUCCAACCAGACCCUCCCGCUCAUUCACUGCACUUUUACUUUUUUUUUUUUACGUAACCUUUGUUUUACUGACGUCAGUAUUUGAAGUUAGAUUCCAACAUAUUAAUGAGAAAUUUUGGCGUAACACGUGUCUCUUGUAACACUGUCGGCUAACACCUUGAGAUUUUAAUAUUUGUCGCAGUAUUUUUUGUUAUGCUUUUUUUUGCUUUCCACGUGUAGAGGCCCAAAGGGAAUUGAGCCAAAACUUUUAUUUUGAAGAAGUUGAAUACUCUGGCUAACAUGUAUGUGAUGCAUUUUGUGUUAAUAAGCUAUAAUAUAUUUAACUAAGGAAGAAGAGCUUCAGUUUAUUGUUAUAUGUGUCCGUAGGACUGGGAGGAGAUGCAAGAAGGCACAUCCAGACUUCUCAUAUCUUUAGAUUUGUUGUAGUUGUCAUAUCCUCUUUUUCCCCAGGAAACAAGAGGUUCUGGUUUGUGUCUUUCUUUGACUAAAAUUUAAAAUGUUCUGUGAUUACUCCAUGCCUCCCCUCUAAGCUCAUGAUCCUCUGUAAACUGCUCAUGGCUAUUAUUCUGUUGCCUCUUUUUUAAAAUAAAGCAAAGGAAACAAAGUGUCUGAA